Molecule: messenger RNA, 1402 nt
Organism: Amborella trichopoda
Lineage: Eukaryota; Viridiplantae; Streptophyta; Magnoliopsida; Amborellales; Amborellaceae
Gene: TED3
Product: Pex2/Pex12 N-terminal domain-containing protein / zinc finger (C3HC4-type RING finger) family protein
Biological process (GO): protein import into peroxisome matrix
Cellular component (GO): peroxisomal membrane
Molecular function (GO): zinc ion binding
Source: RefSeq, a predicted model, not a curated record
CCGUUCAUUUAUACUACUCAAAAUCUAUGCCGUCCAGUUAUGAGCCACAUCAGAUCAUCACUGGAUAAUUAAAAUUGGCGGCAAACAAUGGGUAUACAUAGGGUUUCUGACUGUCAAUUUACACUUCGUGAGAGCUUCUGCCAUUCUUUCAAUGAGUGAAUGAAUGAGAAACCCUAACCCUAAUUCUCUGCAACAAGUUAACGGAGGAUAGGGCAAAUAUGGAGGGAGAUUGCAGUCUUCAUGUUCCUUCAGAGCAUGCGUGGGAGCAAGCACAUGAAACCCUGGCUCCUCAAUGGCGUUCUCACAAAGCCUUUUCUUGUAUUGCAGUCCCAAUUUCGAUAUCCAAAGUUUUUCAGGUUGAUGCAGAAAGGUUAGAUGUUGAAAUUUCAGCUAUGUUGAAGGAACAACUGGUUAAGGUCUUCUCUUUUGUGAAACCAGGGUUCCUGUUCCAAUAUGAACCAGAGCUCAAUGCUUUUCUAGAGUUCCUUAUAUGGAGAUUUUCAAUAUGGGUUGAUAAGCCAACUCCUGGAAAUGCUCUUAUGAAUUUAAGAUAUAGAGAUGAGCGUGCAAUGACCAUGCAAGGAGAAGCAGUGCGCACAGGGUUAGAAGGACCUGGGCUUACUUUCUCACAAAAGCUUUGGUAUUGCAUGGCCACAGUCGUUGGGCAAUAUGUCUGGGCUCGUUUGCAAUCUUUUUCUGCUUUUCGAAGAUGGGGAGAUAAUGAACAGAGAUCAUGGGCACGCCGAACAUGGGUUUUAUUGCAACGUGUUGAGAGUUUAUAUAAAGCUGCCUCAUUUGGGAAUCUUCUGGUGUUCCUUUACCAUGGAAGAUAUCUCAAUCUUAUUGAGAGAGCUCUGAGAGCAAGGCUUGUGUAUGGGAGCCCUAACAUGAACCGUGCUGUUAGCUUUGAGUACAUGAAUCGGCAAUUGGUUUGGAAUGAAUUUUCGGAAUUGCUUUUGUUACUUAUACCUCUCCUUAAUGCCUCAUCAAUAAAGAAGUUCCUUCGUCCCUUUUCAAAAGAUCAACACUCUAGUUCUGCUGGUGGGGAUGAUACAUGCCCUGUAUGCCAAGCAACUCCUACCAUUCCGUUUGAUGCCCUUCCUUGUCACCACAGGUACUGCUACUAUUGUCUCCGAACUAGAUGCAUUUCGAACCCAACAUUUCAGUGUUUGCGCUGCAAUAUCCAAGUCCAAGCAAUGCAAAGACACAUCUCACAACUCAAAAAGAUUCCAGAUGCUUGAUUGCUAUUAUUGUAAAAUUCAAGAAAGCUGUACUUGAAAAUAAACAACCCAUGUAUGAGAAAACAAAUCCGAGAGUUGAUUGUUAGAAAAUCAUUACAUCCCUCAUUAUAUCUGACGAAUUGCCAACCUUUCAUUUCAACCAUUUAUCCAAAAAAAAAAAA